Trichoplusia ni (cabbage looper) is the source of this 1581-nucleotide messenger RNA. Its product is annotated as RNA-binding protein MEX3B-like. The record is from RefSeq and is a predicted model, not a curated record. NCBI's taxonomy places the organism in Eukaryota, Metazoa, Arthropoda, Insecta, Lepidoptera, Noctuidae. Gene Ontology annotation, molecular function: RNA binding.
UCAUCGCCGUGCCGCGCGACAGACACACGUGCGUCUCCCAUGACAAAUCGCGGCGUUUGAAACGAUCGAACGCACCCCAAUUUUUAUCUUACCAGUGACAGAGAGGGCAACCUCUCUAAGUAAAUCUAUCAAAAUAGCUUCUCAAGUGGAAAUGCCGUCGAGCCUGUUCGGGGACUUGGGUGGCGGAGGUGGGCUGGUGGAGGACCAGCGCGCGUUCCAGCUGGCGCUGGAGCUGAGCAUGCUGAGCCUGGGCGAGAGCCUGCCGCCGAGCACCGCGCUGCCCAGCCCGCUGGGCUUCGCGCCGCCGCCCGAGGACCGCGCCAAGAAGUCGCAGAACAUGACGGAGUGCGUGCCGGUGCCUUCCUCCGAGCACGUCGCCGAGAUCGUCGGCCGCCAAGGUUGCAAGAUCAAAGCGCUUCGCGCAAAAACCAACACAUACAUCAAGACGCCGGUCCGCGGCGAGGAGCCGGUGUUCGUGGUCACCGGCCGCAAGGAGGACGUCGCGCGCGCCAAGCGCGAGAUCCUCUCGGCGGCCGAGCACUUCUCUCAGAUCCGCGCGUCGCGCAAGUGUGGCGCGGCCCCGCCGCCCCCGCCGGCGGCGCCCGGACACGUCACGGCGCAGGUGCGCGUGCCCUACCGCGUCGUGGGGCUCGUCGUGGGCCCCAAGGGCGCCACCAUCAAGCGUAUCCAGCACCACACGCACACGUACAUCGUGACACCGUCGCGCGAGCGCGAGCCCGUGUUUGAGGUGACGGGCCUGCCCGAGAGCGUGGAGGCGGCGCGCAAGGAGAUCGAGGCGCACAUCGCGCUGCGCACAGGAGCCGCCGGAGCAGCCGGCGCCGGCGUGCCCGCCACUACAGACAGCGAGCCGCUGGCCACGCUGUACCGCGCCGGGCUGGCGUCGCUGCUGCGGCCGGAGCAGGAGGCCGCCUUCUCUUCGGCUGGCUCGUGCUCUUCGGGAGGCUCGUCAGCGCGGCUGGGCGACCUGCUGGGCAUCUGGUCAUCCACAGAACGUGACGAGGGGCUGGGUGAAUCGCCAUCGUUCGAGUCGCCGGGCGGUGGCACGGCGGGCGUGUGGGCGUGGGGCCCGACUAGGCCGUCGCCAGCAGCCUCACCGGCGCGGGCCUGCGCCGUGUGCGCCGAGCGCGGCGUGGCGGCGGCGCUGGUGCCGUGCGGCCACAACCUGUUCUGCCUGGAGUGCGCGCAGCGGCUGGCGGGCACGGGCGCGCCCUGCCCCGCCUGCUCGGCGCCGGCGCACCAGGCCAUCCGCAUCAUCUCGUAAGGAGGUUGCUCUCCGCCGCCGGCGGCCGCCGCAACCGCGAGUCGUACGUUCUCGUAGUAGGGAUCUUUUUUACUCGAAUCGUUAUAAAAAAAUAUUAAAAGAAGUAAAAAUCGCGUAAUCGAAAUCCUGGUGCCAAAAGUCGGCGCCUCGCCGGCACGGCCCGUCCGCCGCGCCGUACCUAUCUUAAGUCGGCAGAGUUGUUCACGAUAUAUUUUCUUAUUAUGAACGUUUUUUAUUAGGUCGUCGAGCGCACGCCGCGCUCUUCGCCGCAGAGAGAGUCGAAGUACGUUACGAUAGAA